Molecule: messenger RNA, 1401 nt
Organism: Neltuma alba
Lineage: Eukaryota; Viridiplantae; Streptophyta; Magnoliopsida; Fabales; Fabaceae
Product: peroxidase 12-like
Exons: 3
Coding region: 74-1204 (376 amino acids)
Biological process (GO): response to oxidative stress; hydrogen peroxide catabolic process
Molecular function (GO): heme binding; peroxidase activity
Source: RefSeq, a predicted model, not a curated record
GUCAAUAAAUAGAAGUCUUUGCGUCUUCCUUUGUGCCUAAGUUUCUCAAACCAAAGUCUCUGAAAUCCAAUCCAUGGCUUCUACUUCCAAUGGAGUUUCUGUUCUCUUUUUUACUUCCUUUCUUCUUCUUCUUCUUCAGGUUUCCUUCAUCCAUGCCUCUUGUCUUCACUGUGCAGCAGACUCUUCUUCUUCUUCAUCCUCCUCCUGCUCCAACUCCAAUAAUAAUAGGCUUCCUUUAGUGAAUGGACUCUCAUGGAGUUUCUACGAAUCAAGCUGUCCCAACGUUAAAUUUCUCAUCAGAUCACACCUCAAGAAGGUCUUCACAAAUGACAUUGGCCUCGCCGCUGGCUUGCUUCGCCUUCAUUUCCAUGAUUGCUUCGUUCAGGGUUGUGACGGGUCGGUGUUACUGGAUGGAUCAGCAAGUGGGCCAAGCGAGAAGGAGGCACCACCGAACCUGAGCUUGAGAGCUCAGGCUUUCAAGAUCAUCGAAGACCUCAGAGCUCUCGUCCACCACCACUGUGGAAGCGUCGUCUCUUGCGCUGACAUCGUCGCUGUUGCCGCUCGUGACUCCGUUUUCCUGUCUGGAGGACCAGAGUAUGAAGUUCCGUUGGGAAGACGAGAUGGCCUGACAUUCGCCACAAGAAACGCGACAUUGGCGAACCUCCCGGCGCCGACCAGCAACGCCGGAGUCAUCCUCGAGUCAUUGGCCACGAAAGGCUUCGACCCGACCGAUGUUGUUGCCCUCUCCGGCGGCCAUACCAUCGGCAUCAGCCACUGUACUUCCUUCACCAAUAGGCUUUACCCUAACCAGGACCCUGUCAUGGACCAGACCUUCGCCGACAAACUUAAGCUCACCUGCCCCACCGCGAACACCACGAACACCACCGUGAUCGACCUCCGAACACCUGACUUGUUCGACAACAAGUACUAUGUGGACCUCGUGAACCGACAGGGACUCUUCACCUCGGACCAGGACUUGUUCACUGACGAGAGGACGAAGGAGAUUGUGACAGAAUUUGCUGAGAACCAGAGCCUUUUCUUCGAUAAGUUUGCGGACGCUGUGGUGAAGAUGGGUCAGCUGGGGGUGUUGACAGGUAAUAAUGGAGAGAUCCGAAGAAAUUGCUCAGUGAGGAACCAGGAUUACGAAUCUUUCUUACGGAUGUACCAGGUCGAGGAUGCUGUGGAAGACAGGUCGGAGCUGUGAGUCGUUGUGUUUUGUCUAUGGACAUGGUACAUAGGGACGUCUACUUAGGUUGUGUGAUGUGUUUUCUAAUUAUGUAUUCACUUGUUGAUUAGGAUUAUCCUUUGUUUCAUCGUAGCGUGUUUGAUCUAGCAGACAUUUCACUUGCUGUCUGAUAAUAAUAAACAUGGUUUAAUUAUAAGAUGGCGGUGUUUCUGUAA